AUGUCCCUCCUCACCACACUCAGGGCCAGGCUGCCCAGCUCGGCAUGCUCGACGGUCUCCACAGUCAGAACAUACGCUGCUAAAGCCUCAGAACAAGGCGACCCCAAGAAAGACAUCAUCCGACGUGUCCUCUACCCAGCCAACGUCAAGAAUCGACCAUCUCCAGUUGGAACAUGGCGACCUGACGUGGCUCGCGCCCUGCAGCGCGCCAUUCCCUCCGUCCAAGCCCACAACACCAUCGAACGCGCGUGGCUCCUGCAUAAACGCCAGCUGCGCAAGAAGCGCGACGCCGAGCUGGCGCGCAAGUUUGCCAGAAUGAAGGAGGCGAUGGACGAGCUUUACCACCUCGACACAAGGCUUUAUAUGGAGGCUAACAAGGCUGAUGAUCCCCGAGCGAGGAGUCAGGCGGAGAUGGCAAUGGCGAAGACGUUGAGCGUCGCGGAUUACAAGGUGUUGGAUGGGCGGAUACGGGGUCUCUUCCCUCGUGAACUCAAAAUCCCGACGGAUACUCCUUCGCGGGAGGGCUGGAACUACGAGUAUACGCCAUUCCACAGGCCUCUAUAG
This is a messenger RNA of Coprinopsis cinerea okayama7#130, 564 nucleotides long. RefSeq lists its product as hypothetical. Gene Ontology annotation, biological process: mitochondrial translation. Gene Ontology annotation, molecular function: structural constituent of ribosome. The transcript has a single exon. Lineage: Eukaryota; Fungi; Basidiomycota; Agaricomycetes; Agaricales; Psathyrellaceae. The coding region runs from base 1 to 564 and encodes 187 amino acids. The record is from RefSeq and is a predicted model, not a curated record.